Molecule: messenger RNA, 703 nt
Organism: Dicrocoelium dendriticum
Lineage: Eukaryota; Metazoa; Platyhelminthes; Trematoda; Plagiorchiida; Dicrocoeliidae
Source: the annotation of a GenBank genome assembly
CUGGACCUUAACGUGGUGCGACGGUUUGCGUACCUCAUUGACCCAUUGAGCUAUACUGGGUGAUGCCUCCGAGCAUCUUGAGAGCUACUCCUACCAGGUUGGUCAAUGGUGAGAGGUCAGACAAACUCAGUCUCCUGGUCCUCCAGGUUGGGGGUUUGAAAUGGGAUGGCGUCCAUUUCUGUAAAACUAAAUCACUGCCACCCCGCUGCCUUGCGGACAGGCUUUUGAGCCAAAGGCUUUGGAUGAGGACCCUAAUCGUUCUCCUGUCUAGGUCUGGGCGCCCUGGCAGUAUCCCAGCCCACAUACAACCAUGACAUUUUCUUCAAACAUAAACUUCAUCCUGCAUCGGCCGUCGCGCAGAUUAUCAAGGGUCGCCUUAUCUGCUGCAUACAGCAGGGCGGAUAAGCGAAAACAUGCUACUGCUGGCGCCUCCCUUCUUUCUUUUCCACCUUUUUCUCUUACUCCCAUCCCGGCCCCCAUUACUAACCUUCCUUCUAUAAUUCCCAGCUUAAUUGACAGCAACCGAAGUGCUACUGGAGUAGAACCAUCUGCAGCCACCAUCCCACAGCACCUAUCGGACGCCUAUCGGCAAAAGUCCCUUAUAAGGCCACGCUGUCCCGUUUCCAUGGCGACAUUCAACGUCCGCACUCUAAGACAAACAGGUCAGCAGGCUGCACUCGCACGCACCUUGGACACACUGGGU